Quercus robur (English oak) is the source of this 1404-nucleotide messenger RNA. RefSeq lists its product as uncharacterized. The coding region runs from base 1 to 1404 and encodes 467 amino acids. The transcript has a single exon. Lineage: Eukaryota; Viridiplantae; Streptophyta; Magnoliopsida; Fagales; Fagaceae. The record is from RefSeq and is a predicted model, not a curated record.
AUGGAAGCUCUAACCAAACACUGGAAAUCCUUAUCCCUUUCAGAAAGGGAAGGUUCCGGCUUAUGCUUGAAGAAAGAACAAGCUAGCUCAGUACACGCUAUAGCAGCUAAAUUCCUCACCAAACGUCCUCUCAAUUUGGACGCCAUAGCUAACACCUUCACCCCCCUCUGGAGAACAAAAUCUGGGUUCAAGAUAAAACACAUCGAAGACCAUGUUGUUCUCUUCUCUUUUGACAACAAGGCCGAUGUGGAUCGAAUAAUAGCAGCGGAACCUUCGAGCUUUGACAAACAUGCUAUGGUUAUAACCCGAUACGACAAAGAUGCCACAGUGCUAUCAUCCGAUCAAUCCUUGGUCGCUUUUUGGGUGCAAGUAUAUGACAUUCCCAUCCGGUUCAGGAAUAAAGUAGUUGCAGAACAAAUUUGUGAAGCUAUCGGUACCAUCCUCCACCCGGAAGAUGCGCCAGACUGUGAUGGAGGUAGUUUCAUCAGAGUAAGAGUCCGGGUCGAUAUCGCUCAACCUCUAUGCCGGGGAAGACUUAUUACCUUAGAGGAUGGUAAAGCACAAUGGGUGUCGUUUAAAUACGAAAGACUGGCCAAUCUCUGUUAUUGGUGCGACUGCCUUUUGCACGUCGACAGAGACUGCGAGGUUUGGAUGGACAUCGAAGGUACUCUUAAAACAGAGGACCAACAAUUCGGUCCAUGGCUUCGUGCCCCUCCCUUUCUUGUCUCCAGGAAAAAGGUGGUUUCGGUUCCUGGCUUCUUUACGAAGAAGUCCAACGACAAAGCCAAUCAGCACCAGUCCUCCCCCCUUCCUCAACCUCCAUUGACGUCCACCCCAAAACCAUCCUCCCAUGUCGCUAAACCAACCGAGUCUCUCAAGGUGUGCUCCGAUACUCUGGACACAAUAUCACCAGAGGGAACGGAAAGUACAUCGGAGGAUCACCCACAAAAUCCUCCAAUCCAGCCGGGUUUUGAGGACCUAAUCCGAGACAUUGACAGGGACCUCAGUCGAUUUGACAGUGAGGCGAUAGAAUUUCAAAAUUCAAAUGCCGAUCAACCCGCCCCUACUCUGGACUCCACUUAUCUUCCAGAUCAACACUUCGGCCCAUUAAAUAAAAGGUUAGUCACUCGGCCCAAUAAGCCCAUCCCUUUUAAUGACUUAACUAACAUGGAUCCUGGCCUAAUUCAGAAACAAGCCCAAGCAGGUGGAAAGUGGAUCUGUGUAUUAAGACCAACUCAGUUUGGUGAUAGUCAUCCUCUGGACACUUCCUUAGGCAAACGAAAUUCCUCUGAUUCACACAUCUUCCCUCUCCCUUCCAAACGCAGAGCUCUAGAUGGCGCAAAGCAAAAUGAAACUCCUCUCCCAACGGCGGCGGCUGAACCUCAGUCCCGCCGAGCUCAAUGA